UAAUAACCCGGUCUACAGGCAGAUCAUUUUGUGAGAUGUGGAAAAUCCAUACAAACUAAAAGUUGAUGUCUGACAAAAAUAAUGCUUUCAAUAUAAAUUCUCCUAUUAUAAUUAUGGGAGGAACAAAAAUCAGAUUAGAAAAAGCAUUCAACUGCACCCCUUUUUUUAACUCUACAUGCACUAUUCUCAAAAACUUGUAGAAGGUGACAAAUAAAAAGAUUUGGUAUGUAAUGGAUUUCAAUGAAACCUAUCAGGACACAUGUUCUUCAGUAGGAAUAGCAGCUCGUAAUGGUGACCUUGGUCUGGUACAACAGUUAGUUUGGCAUGGUCGUCCAGUUGAUGUAAGAGACAACAGAGGAUGGACACCAAUACAUGAGGCUGCAGCUAAUGGACACACUGGCUGUUUAGACUUUUUACUGAGGCUAGAUGUUGAUGUUGAGUGGAAAACAUUUGAAGAGGAGACUUCAUUGUUAUUGGCAGCCAGAGGUGGCCAUUUUGCAUGUUGCAGAGCUCUUAUUGGAUAUUCUGCAAAUGUUAACACAACAACCAAGGAAAACUUUGCUCCACUGUGGGAAGCUGUAAACGUGGAUAGCAUGGAAUGUGUAAAACUACUUCUGAGGAAUGGAGCACACAUAAACCAUCAGAUCUACACAGGUUACACUGCACUACACACUGCUGCAGAGAAAGGGCAUGCAACUAUCCUGGCCUAUCUAGUAGGACAUGGUGCCCGACUUGACAUUUGUGCUGAUGAGGAACUAACACCUGUUUUCUUGGCUUCACAGUUUGGUCACAAAGAUUGUCUUAGGAUUCUUUUAAAAGUUGCUAAAGAUAAAGGUGUAUUGGAGGUUGUAAACAGAACAGCAUCAGACAAUGCUAGCCCCUUGUUGAUAGCAGCACAGGGUGGACAUGAUGAUUGUAUUAGGUUGUUACUUGACUAUGGUGCUGAUGCAAAUGUUCCUGUCAAAGAUCUCAAUGCAAUAGCUGCACACUUUGCAAUCUAUCAAAACAAACCAAGAUGCUUACAGAUGUUACUACCGGUAACAAACUUGGAAUUUCUCUUCCACAAUGCUGUCCAGUUCAUGCAUCCUCUUUACUUGUCACUACAGCUAGAGGACACUACAUGUCUGGAGAUAUUAAUUGCAGCUGGACUAAAUGUUAAGGCAUUGAUUCCAUUCACAGAAGAACCAUUUGAACAUGAGAAUGUCAGACAUUUGCUAUUUUCAGUGCUUGGGUAUAAACAUUGUGCUGGAAUUUUAAGUCACGUCAGAUAUAAAUGGCCAAUGGUUGGUGUUGAUCUCUUACUCAGAGCAGGAUUGUCACCCAAUCCUCAAGACCAAUCAGAAUUACCUCCCUUGGUAGCUUCACUCUGCAGAACUGCAUAUAGUUUAUAUAUGACAUUACUGAAGUUCCAAGCUUGUAUAAAUGUUUAUCAUGAAAGAUGUGUAGGCAAUUUGACAGUUUUACUUGCAAUACAAAAUGACCUUACCAAUCAUGUAUUUGUUAAAGGAUUUACGCAGAGGAAGAUAUAUGGAAAAUAUUUAAUACCACUGUUAAUUCUUGGUGCUGAUACAGAGUCUUGUUUUGAAACAAUUGCAGAUCAUUAUGAUGAUAGUGACAACACAAAGUUCACCCUGAUAGAUAUUGUCAGGCAAUCCAAUGGAACCAAUCUCUUCCCCAUAUUUGUGCUAUUGAUGUUCUUCACAUGUCAAAUUCCAAAAAUAAACAAGUUCUGUGAGAGAUUUUUUAGCAGAGAAGAAAAUGAAUAUCUCCUGAAAUUACAAGAUUCUAGUCACACGUUACAGCAUGCUUGCAGAAAGAGGAUUAUUUUAUAUUUUGCCCAGCAAGGAAAGUUAAAUAAACAACUCAUUGAUAAUUUGCCUUUACCAAGGAUUCUACAAGAUUAUAUUUUAUUUAGAGAUGACAGCAUUCAUUACAGUGAUUUGGUGUUAGACGCUUUUAAUUUUUUAUUUGACCAAUAAAUGUUAGCAUAUUAAUAUUAGGAACACUUUAAUAAAUUAUUCAUCAUGUUAUAUUUAA
Molecule: messenger RNA, 2037 nt
Organism: Mytilus trossulus (common blue mussel)
Lineage: Eukaryota; Metazoa; Mollusca; Bivalvia; Mytilida; Mytilidae
Product: ankyrin repeat and SOCS box protein 3-like
Exons: 8
Coding region: 231-1979 (582 amino acids)
Biological process (GO): intracellular signal transduction
Molecular function (GO): protein binding
Source: RefSeq, a predicted model, not a curated record